Messenger RNA from Molossus molossus (Pallas's mastiff bat), 3904 nucleotides. It is a transcript of the gene PAXBP1, whose product is annotated as PAX3 and PAX7 binding protein 1. Gene Ontology annotation, biological process: positive regulation of transcription by RNA polymerase II; mRNA splicing, via spliceosome. The transcript is spliced from 18 exons. Gene Ontology annotation, cellular component: nucleus. NCBI's taxonomy places the organism in Eukaryota, Metazoa, Chordata, Mammalia, Chiroptera, Molossidae. Gene Ontology annotation, molecular function: DNA binding. Bases 141 to 2897 code for a protein of 918 amino acids. The record is from RefSeq and is a predicted model, not a curated record.
GCGCGUUCGGAGGUGCGCGGCAGCGCGACGGAAGAGGACCCGGCCGGGGCUCGGGAGAGCGCGCGUGCGCCGUCGCGAGCUCGGCGCUGCCGGGGCCGCCGUGCGGGAGCGGGUGGGAGGCCGCCGUGCGGGCCGCGGGGAUGUUCCGAAAGGCCCGGCGAGUGAACGUGCGCAAGCGGAAUGACUCGGAGGAGGAGGAGCGAGAGCGCGAUGAGGAGCAGGAGCCGCCGCCGUUGCUGCCGCCGCCGGGCGCUGGCGAAGAGCCGGGCUCCGGCGGCGGCGACAGGGCCCCCGGGGGGGAGGCGCUGCUGGGCCCGGGGCUGCCGCCGCCGUCUGCGCUGACCGCGGGUGGGGCCGAGGCGGGGGGCUGCUUCCCGGGCGGCGCGGAACCCGGCAACGGGCUGAAGCCGCGCAAGAGGCCGCGCGAGAACAAAGAGGUGCCCCGGGCCAGCCUGCUGAGCUUCCAGGACGAGGAGGAAGAAACUGAAGAAGUUUUCAAAGUGAAGAAAUCAAGUUAUAGCAAAAAGAUAGUGAAAUUACUUAAGAAAGAAUAUAAAGAAGAUCUGGAAAAAUCGAAGAUUAAGACAGAAUUCAACUCAUCAGCUGACAGUGAACCACCUUUGGACAAAGCAGGACAUGUCAAGGACACCGGUCAGGAAGACGGAGUGGUUAUUAGUGAGCAUGGUGAAGAUGAGAUGGACGUGGAGAGUGAGAAGGAGGAAGAAAAGCCAAAGGCUGGUGGAGCUUUUUCUAACGCGUUGUCAUCUUUGAAUGUUCUCCGUCCAGGAGAGAUCCCAGACGCGGCCUUCAUCCACGCCGCCAGGAAGAAGCGGCAGAUGGCCCGGGAGCUGGGCGACUUCACUCCCCACGACAGCGAGCCUGGCAAGGGCCGCCUUGUCCGAGAAGACGAGCACGAUGCCAGUGAUGACGAGGACGACGAUGAGAAACGCCGGAUAGUGUUUUCUGUGAAGGAAAAGUCUCAGAGACAGAAGAUUGCUGAGGAAAUAGGUAUUGAGGGGAGCGAUGACGAUGCCUUAGUCACUGGGGAGCAAGACGAGGAGCUCAGCCGCUGGGAACAGGAGCAGAUAAGGAAAGGAAUUAACAUCCCUCAGGUUCAAGCAAGCCAGCCCCCUGAAGUGAACAUGUACUACCAGAACACUUACCCAGCAGUGCCUUACGGCUCGUCCUACGGCAUUCCUUACAGCUACUCAGCCUACGGGUCAUCUGAUGGCAAAUCUCAAAAACCAGAUAACACAGCCCCUUUCAAAACUCCCAGUAAUGAGAUGACUCCCGUUACUAUUGAUUUGGUAAAGAAACAGCUUAAAGACAGGUUGGACUCCAUGAAAGAAGUGCACAAAACAAAUCGGCAGCAGCAUGAGAAACAUCUGCAAAGCCGCGUGGACUCCACCAGGGCCAUCGAAAGAUUAGAAGGGUCUUCUGGGGGUAUUGGUGAACGGUAUAAAUUUUUGCAAGAAAUGCGAGGGUAUGUCCAAGACUUGCUUGAGUGUUUCAGUGAAAAGGUGCCACUGAUUAAUGAACUUGAAUCAGCAAUACAUCAGCUGUACAAACAGCGAGCUUCCCGCCUUGUCCAAAGACGACAAGAUGAUAUUAAAGAUGAAUCUUCGGAGUUUUCAAGCCAUUCAAAUAAGGCUCUAAUGGCACCAAAUCUCGACUCCUUUGGACGGGACCGGGCCCUGUACCAGGAGCACGCAAAGCGGCGCAUUGCGGAGCGGGAGGCCAGGAGGACUCGUCGUCGACAAGCCAGAGAGCAAACCGGAAAGAUGGCAGAUCACCUUGAAGGCCUUUCUAGUGAUGACGAAGAAACUUCUACAGAUAUUACAAAUUUCAAUCUGGAGAAAGAUCGCAUUUCAAAGGAGUCCGGCAAGGUUUUUGAAGAUGUCCUGGAGAGUUUCUGUUCAAUCGACUGCAUUAAAUCCCAGUUUGAAGCAUGGCGUUCAAAAUACUACAUGUCCUACAAGGAUGCUUACAUUGGCCUUUGUCUGCCAAAGCUGUUCAACCCCCUCAUAAGGCUGCAGCUUCUCACCUGGACUCCUCUGGAGGCCAAAUGUCGGGACUUUGAGAACAUGCUGUGGUUCGAGUCCUUGCUGUUCUAUGGUUGUGAAGAGCGAGAGCAGGAGAGAGACGAUGUGGACAUUGCGCUGCUGCCCACCAUUGUGGAGAAGGUGGUUCUCCCGAAGCUCACAGUGAUAGCUGAAAAUAUGUGGGACCCCUUUUCUACAACACAGACUUCAAGAAUGGUGGGGAUCACAUUAAAGUUAAUAAACGGAUAUCCUUCUGUAGUGAAUGCAGAAAACAAAAAUACACAGGUGUACCUAAAAGCACUUUUAUUGAGAAUGAGAAGAACUUUAGAUGAUGAUGUAUUCAUGCCCUUAUAUCCCAAAAAUGUCUUAGAAAAUAAAAACUCUGGGCCUUACUUGUUUUUUCAGCGACAGUUUUGGUCCUCAGUUAAGCUAUUAGGGAAUUUUCUUCAAUGGUAUGGCAUUUUCUCCAAUAAAACUCUUCAGGAGUUAUCAAUAGAUGGUUUAUUAAAUAGAUAUAUUCUCAUGGCUUUUCAGAAUUCAGAAUAUGGAGAUGACAGCAUCAAAAAAGCCCAAAAUGUAAUCAAUUGUUUCCCGAAGCAGUGGUUCAUGAAUCUGAAAGGAGAAAGAACUAUUUCUCAGUUAGAAAACUUCUGUCGCUACCUGGUACACUUAGCAGAUACAAUUUAUAGAAAUAGCAUCGGAUGCUCUGAUGUGGAAAAGAGAAAUGCAAGGGAAAACAUAAAGCAGAUAGUGAAACUCCUUGCAGGUGUCCACGCUCUGGAUCACGCCAUGUCUGUCGCGGCCGAGCACAAUGUGAAGGAGCUGAAGUCCCUGCUGGAAGGGAAAUCGACCUGAGACGAGCAGCUGCGCUUUCGUACCAUUCCUGAUGUGUAAAGUCUGUACAUAUGUAAAGUUUCUCGACCUGUAAAAUAGUGGUUCUCGUUUUAAUACAAAGAACAUUAUUAACAUCCAGUACUGUGUCCUUAAAUGCGAUUUCUUCAGAAUGAGAGGAAUUCAGAUUAUUUCCAGGAAGUAUGUGAAUGUUUUCCUCACUGCCUGUCAUACUUUGUUUACAGAAGUAUUUUAUAUGGUUAUUCCAGUUAGCUCUCAGUUAAUUGUUUUUUACUCUGUAAACAACGUGUGCAGUGUAAAUUGUGUAAUUAUGCAUAUAUAUUUAUACCACCAUGGAGUCACUUUCACACUGGGAAUUUGUGGUGUUUUUCUAUAGAGGAAACCUUUUAACAGCAGAAAAUUAUUCGGUAGCAGGUUGUCUUAGAAACAUUGCUCCACUGUUGCAGCAAAGGGCUGGCAAGGGGCUGAGUGCUCCUCACCCGGGGUUAGCACUGCCGCCCUGCGGCUGUGCUGCCGUCCAGCUGGGAGCAGCGUGGACUCAACCACGGGCCGGAGGCGCGCUUCCUGCCCGGAGUUCCACGUGAGUUCUGAGACAUGCAGCGUAGGUGUGCGAAAGGAACAUAGACGUUUAAUUUUUUAAAAUAAUAGACCCACAACCUAACUGCAUGGUUUGGGGCUGGCUUUCCUGUCUCAUUCAUGACUUUAUUCCCUGACCAGCUUAUAGGUACAUGCAUUUGAAUUUCGUAGUUUGCUGUAUUUGAAAUCCCACAUAUGUGAGUUACAUAUGCAAUAAAGAAUGCGCCUUGCUGAUCGGCCGACACACCCAGGCAGUCAAAUCUCCACGGUCUGUAAUGUUUAUACACAUUGUAAAUACUCAGAACUUGUUUUAAAGUUUAUGCUUUCUGAUUCUGAUUUUCAAAAGAGGAACUUUUUGGAAAUUAAGGACUAUUGUUUGAUAAUUAUAUAUGUAAUUAAGCUUUAGCCAAGCAUUAAAUUAAUUUUCAAUUAUA